AUGUGCAAGGCCGGUUUCGCCGGUGAUGAUGCGCCCCGUGCCGUUUUCCCGUCCAUUGUCGGUCGGCCCCGUCACCAUGGUAUCAUGAUCGGUAUGGGCCAGAAGGACUCGUACGUUGGUGAUGAGGCACAGUCGAAGCGUGGUAUCCUGACCCUGCGGUACCCCAUCGAGCACGGCGUCGUCACCAACUGGGACGACAUGGAGAAGAUCUGGCACCACACCUUUUACAACGAGCUGCGUGUUGCCCCUGAGGAGCACCCCAUCCUGCUCACCGAGGCCCCCAUCAACCCCAAGUCCAACCGUGAGAAGAUGACCCAGAUCGUCUUCGAGACCUUCAACGCCCCCGCCUUCUACGUCAACAUCCAGGCCGUGCUGUCCCUGUACGCCUCCGGUCGUACCACCGGUAUCGUUCUGGACUCUGGUGACGGUGUCACCCACGUUGUCCCCAUCUACGAGGGUUUCGCGCUGCCCCACGCCAUUGCCCGUGUCGACAUGGCUGGCCGUGACUUGACCGACUACCUGAUGAAGAUUCUGGCCGAGCGCGGCUACUCCUUCUCCACCACGGCCGAGCGUGAAAUCGUCCGUGACAUCAAGGAGAAGCUCUGCUACGUCGCCCUUGACUUUGAGCAGGAGAUCCAGACCGCCGCCCAGAGCUCCUCGCUGGAGAAGUCGUACGAGCUGCCCGACGGCCAGGUCAUUACCAUUGGCAACGAGCGCUUCCGCGCCCCCGAGGCUCUGUUCCAGCCCUCUGUCCUGGGUCUGGAGAACGGCGGUAUCCACGUGACCACCUUCAACUCCAUCAUGAAGUGCGAUGUCGACGUCCGCAAGGACCUGUACGGCAACAUUGUCAUGUCUGGUGGUACCACCAUGUACCCGGGUCUGUCCGACCGUAUGCAGAAGGAGAUCACUGCCCUGGCCCCCUCGUCGAUGAAGGUCAAGAUCAUUGCUCCCCCCGAGCGCAAGUACUCCGUCUGGAUCGGUGGUUCCAUUCUGGCGUCGCUGUCCACCUUCCAGCAGAUGUGGAUCUCGAAGCAGGAGUACGACGAGAGCGGUCCCUCGAUCGUUCACCGCAAGUGCUUCUAA
Molecule: messenger RNA, 1083 nt
Organism: Sporothrix brasiliensis 5110
Lineage: Eukaryota; Fungi; Ascomycota; Sordariomycetes; Ophiostomatales; Ophiostomataceae
Product: actin beta/gamma 1
Exons: 3
Coding region: 1-1083 (360 amino acids)
Source: RefSeq, a predicted model, not a curated record